GAUAGAACUUAAUAAAUAUUAUUGUAUACAAUUUCAACAAGGGAAGGGCCCAAUACCUAUGCAAUUCCGCAUACAACAUCCACAUUCUUUUAGCAUAUAAUGGUGGACAGGCUCUCUGGCUCUGGAUUGUCCUUAUCUUAUCGCGCAAGGUGGACGCGACAUGGGACUGCUGUCGAAAGUUAUCAAUAUAGAAAUAGUGAAGCAGUAUUAUAUUGCUAACUCAUAGUAUUGAUAAACAAAAUAGAGCCACACGCGUAUAAUUAACAAAGAGGGCCCAAAUUGCAGCCAUGUCCAACAUGCCCACGUCCACAUCCAAAUCGAAGCUUAGUCAGGAGCGGACCCGGGAGUGGCUGGCCUCACAGGCGACGACAUCGGUGGAGGAUGAAGAGCUGGAGUCCAUAGCCGAAUCAUCGGUAGUUGACAGCCUGGACUAUGACUCGGAGUACACCCAAGAUCCGGAGGAUGAUGACGACAACAACAACAGCCUUGAGGAAAUAAGCACCAUAACGCUUGGCACUCAAAUCCCGGCAAACAAACGCUCCGUAAUCAGCGAAACCUUGCGGGACUUGAUGAACAGCAUCAACAGCAUACAGACAUUGGGCAACGUUAACAUCAGCAAUUCUACAAAUGUACAUAUCGGCAAUGUGACCAAUAUUAAUGGCAACAUACAGAUCAUAGCGGACACAUUAAGUCGGCCGCGAAAAGGGGCCAGAAGGGUUUCCCUUUCGGAUGACCAGGACGAGGCUGAGGAGAAAGUGCGUUCGGAUGUGUUUAUUAGUAGCCAAAAAUUCAAAAUACCAAAAGAGCUGUGUUCGAUAGUACCCAGGCACUCCUGGCUGGCACAAAAUCCUAUGGAGGAUCCACAAAAUCUACAGCUACCCGUAAAAUAUGUGGUUAUAUUACACACGGCCACAGAGAGCUCUGAAAAGCGCGCAAUAAAUGUCCGUCUUAUCCGUGAUAUGCAGUGCUUUCACAUUGAGUCGAGGGGAUGGAACGACAUUGCUUACAACUUUUUGAUUGGCUGUGACGGCAACAUCUAUGAGGGCCGCGGAUGGCAUACGGUCGGAGCCCAUACCCUUGGCUACAACAAGCUGUCGCUGGGCAUCAGUUUCAUUGGCUGCUUUAUGCGUGAACUGCCCACGGCAGAUGCGCUGAAUAUGUGUCGCAAUCUGUUGGCACGCGGCGUGCAGGAGGGCCACAUUGCCUCCGAUUACCGACUUGUUUGCCACUGCCAGUGCAAUUCGACGGAGAGUCCGGGCAAGCGGUUGUACGAGGAGAUACAAAAGUGGCCGCAUUUUUACAAUAUCGAAAAGGAGGAGCAGUGACAAAGAAUAUUAGCAUAUGUACAUGCCUUAGACUUCAGUCUUUAUACAUUUUAUAUGAUUGUUUUGUAUUUUGAUACACAUUUUAGAAGUAAAUCCAAAGUUUUGUUUGAAA
Molecule: messenger RNA, 1437 nt
Organism: Drosophila kikkawai
Lineage: Eukaryota; Metazoa; Arthropoda; Insecta; Diptera; Drosophilidae
Gene: PGRP-LE
Product: Peptidoglycan recognition protein LE
Biological process (GO): peptidoglycan catabolic process
Molecular function (GO): zinc ion binding; N-acetylmuramoyl-L-alanine amidase activity
Source: RefSeq, a predicted model, not a curated record